Molecule: messenger RNA, 3749 nt
Organism: Eublepharis macularius
Lineage: Eukaryota; Metazoa; Chordata; Lepidosauria; Squamata; Eublepharidae
Gene: PTPN9
Product: protein tyrosine phosphatase non-receptor type 9
Exons: 13
Coding region: 478-2232 (584 amino acids)
Biological process (GO): protein dephosphorylation
Molecular function (GO): protein tyrosine phosphatase activity
Source: RefSeq, a predicted model, not a curated record
ACCAUCUUUUCUCUCCCCCCCUCUCCUUCAUGUCUAUUGCAAUAUGCCAAGCCCAGAGGACAUUUUCAGCCAAAGCAAGAUCUUGAGCGUGUAAGUUGGCAAGGCCCAGGAAAAUAUAUAUAUAUAUAUAUCGAUUUUAGAACUUUUGGGAUCGCGUCGUGUGAUUUUUAAAAUAUAUAUUAAUGGGGAGGGCGAUUGGAAAGGGGAUCGCCCGCCUCCCUCACUUUUUCCAAGUUUAAAAGAGAUUUUUUUUUUUAAUUGGGAGGAGGAUAUUGUCAAGAAGAAUGCGAAGUUUGGGGGCCGUCUGAAUCGCUGGACUGCUUUGAUUGACACCCCCUUCAAGUUGCUGGGGGGGGGGCAAUUCCCUGGCAUUUCUCCUGCGGGGACAGGGGGGGCCCUUUGGAAAAGUUGGGAAAGAAGGAAGAAAAAUCCUAUUUGCAGCGGCGACGGGAAGCCCUGGCCCGGGGUGCCUGCACCAUGGCCGCGGAGCUGAGCCCGGAGGAGGAGCUGGCUACCAAGCAAUUUCUUGAAGAGAUUAACAAGUGGACGGUCCAAUACAAUGUCUCGCCACUCUCGUGGAAUGUGGCAGUCAAGUUUCUCAUGGCUAGGAAGUUUGAUGUCCUCCGGGCGAUUGAACUCUUCCAUUCCUACAGGGAAACUAGGCUGAAAGAAGGGAUUGUGAAGCUAAAACCUCACGAGGAACCCCUCCGCUCUGAGCUGCUUAGUGGAAAAUUCACUAUUCUGAGUGUACGAGAUCCUUCUGGUGCCUCGAUCGCUCUCUUUACUGCCAAGUUACACCACCCCAACAAAAGCGUUCAACAUGUGGUACUCCAAGCUCUAUUCUAUUUGUUGGAUAGGGCAGUGGAGAGCUUUGAAACCCAGCGGAAUGGUUUGGUGUUCAUAUACGACAUGGCAGGCUCCCAUUAUACCAAUUUUGAGCUGGAUCUCAGCAAGAAAAUUCUCAACUUACUGAAGGGAGCCUUCCCGGCUCGUCUCAAAAAGGUCUUUAUCGUCGGCGCCCCGAUGUGGUUCCGAGUCCCUUACUCAAUCAUCAGCUUGCUGCUGAAGGAAAAGCUCAGAGAACGGGUUCAGAUGGUGAAGAUGUCGGAGCUGAAGCAGCACCUGCCUCAGGAAUGUCUCCCCGAGUACCUGGGCGGGUCCCUCAAGCUAGAUCCCCUCAGCUGGAAUUGCAGGUUUCUCCCCCAGCAGAACGGCCACCCAGACCCUCUGGACGAGCUGAUCUUGGUGCCGCUGGCUUCCCCUCGCGAUAACGGCUCUGUGCAUGUGCCGGGUCCCAAGGCUAUGACGGUGCAGGAACUGCUGGAGCUUGUGACCCAAAAGCAGAAACGGGGCAUCUACGACGAGUACGAGGGCAUCCGGCGCAGGAGUCCGUCCGGCACGUUCGUCUGCUCCUUAUCUCCUUGUAACCAGGAGAAGAACAGGUACGGGGAUGUGCCCUGCCUUGACCAAACCAGGGUGAAGUUGACCAAACAGUUCAGCUACCCAGAGCUGACGGACUACAUCAACGCCAGCUUCAUGGAUGGCUACAAGCAAAAAAAUGCCUACAUCGGCACUCAAGGACCGUUAGAAAACACCUAUGGUGACUUCUGGCGCAUGGUAUGGGAGCAGAAUGUUCUGGUCAUCGUCAUGACAACCAGGCUGGAAGAGGGGGGGCGAAGGAAAUGUGGCCAGUACUGGCCGCUGGAGAAGGACUUCCAGGCCUGCUAUGGAAUGCUGACCGUCACCAACCUUGGGGUGGAGAACCUCAACCAUUACAAACAAACCAUUCUGGAAAUCUACAACUGCGAGAGCCGCGAGCGGCGCCUCGUGACCCAUUUCCAGUACGUGAGCUGGCCCGACUAUGGCGUCCCAUCCUCUGCUGCUACUCUCAUUGACUUCUUGGGAGCCGUCAAACAGCAGCAGAGAGUGGCCGUGAGCGCCUUGGGACCACGGUACAAAGGUCACCCAGGGGGACCGCCUAUCGUGGUCCACUGCAGUGCUGGCAUCGGCAGGACAGGCACCUUCUGCGCUCUAGACAUCUGCCUGUCGCAGCUGCAGGAUGUGAGCACGCUGAAUGUCUAUCAGACAGUGCUGCGGAUGAGAACCCAGCGGGCUUUCAGCAUCCAAACCCCGGAGCAGUACUAUUUCUGCUACAUGGCUAUCAUCGAGCAUGCUCAGCGGGAGAACUGGCUGCCCCUUCCACCAACCAAGGUAGGCAAAGAGAAGAGCUAAUAAGGAGGGGCCGAAGACAUACUGACAAGCAGGAACUAGUCCUCCAUCAACGUCCGUCCGUCCUCCCCGCCUCUUUCUGUCCCGAUCCGGAUUCAUCAGCAUCUUCAGUUUCAUGUUGCCAGUGACCUCGAGGGAAGCCGAAUUCUUUGCUCUGGAGGCUCUCGAGAAACUUGCUGUGGACUUAGCUGGCUAGGUCGAGUCGCAGCCGGUAGCCGUGAGCUUUAGCGGCUUGGGUUUGUCAAGAUUUGCAGCCUCGACUUGAACUGUGCCUUAUUUAAAAAAACACACACACACCACCAAACUACCAAACUACACCCCUAACUUGUCUUCAGAGGCAAGCAGGCAGAAAAGUUUGAUUCCUUGCCAUGGGGGAAGGGCAUCUUUCGGGGACCAUUGGAAAGAGGGCAGACUCAGCCCCCCCCCCCCAAACGCUGGAGGAAACGUUUCCAGUUCUAUCCGAAGCCGGGAUAGAGGGAAAAUCCCAAACUUCAGUCUUUCCAACGCCAAGCCCCCGUGUCUAUUUGUCUGUCUGUAUAUAUAUAAUAUAUGCUCUUUCUGCCAGGGUGUAGCUGGCAUUUAUAUCGAUAGAUGCCGUUGCUUCUAGCUCAUCCCACGGUUCCGUAGCAUUAUACUGUCUGACUUCUGGAACCAGUAGCAACGUCUAGUGUUACUAUGGGUAUUAAUGGCUAUGCCUUCCCCUAUGUCUACCCUGUCAGCCUUUCGAUACAGCUUUAGAAUGUGUACCCUGCUAGAACCACGCACACGUCGAUGUAUGGACCAUAAUGUCUCUUGCACAAACACUUCGAACGAGGACGCCACGUCACUGGUGUGUACGGGAGGUGGAGUGGGGAAUGUUGCCCCGGUGGGCCAUCUUUCGCAAAUCCACUUGAAUUUUUUUUAAAAACUUGCCCCAGUAAUAUAGAUCAUGAAGCCUAAGCAAGACGAUCAGUAGGUGUCUCCUUUGUGCCGUUGGCGGUUACCCUUCGUGGUGACAAAAACAGCCGGGAGCGCUAGUUGGCCGGUACGAUGUAUGGCAGGGGAGGGGAGACAAAGGUUUUGCCUCAGAUCAAUGUGACUUUGAGAGGUGAAGAGAAUCCUCCCCGCUUUUUUAUUCCUGGAGCUGGGCUCUUGCAAUAGCUCUCCUCCUCCAGCCCACUUGAGCCAGGUGAUACUGGAGAGGUCACAGCCAAUGCUCGGUUCAAACCAAAUGGCACAUCCUACAUAUUCAUAAGUGAAGGAAGUGGCCUAUUUGAUGGUUGCUGUUCUUCGCUUCCCCCUCUUUGCAUUGCCUGCCAGUGACGAGACCACAAGUUCGUGGUAUUCCUAAGGGAAGCCCUCCCGUCUCUUCCUGCUUGCGGGAAACUAGAGUGGCAGUCGGGGCUGUCCUCAGUAACUUUAUACUGGAAUAAGCUCUUUUGAAUGUGUAUAUUCUUUAUUUUUUACAACCUCUUUUGGUUUUUGUAUUUAACAUUUACUUGAUCGAGUCAGAGUUGGAUAAAUGUUCCUAUUCUCUGUUG